This is a messenger RNA of Styela clava, 2928 nucleotides long. RefSeq names its product protein lev-9-like. Gene Ontology annotation, molecular function: serine-type endopeptidase activity. Lineage: Eukaryota; Metazoa; Chordata; Ascidiacea; Stolidobranchia; Styelidae. The record is from RefSeq and is a predicted model, not a curated record. Gene Ontology annotation, biological process: proteolysis.
UACAAAAGCAAAUUUCUAAUUUAAGUAGGCAUAUUUUAUCUUCUUACUCUAGUUGAUAGAAAUAGAACUAUACUAUUAUGAUAUUCCGUUUAUUGGUCUGCUACAUUUUGUCCUACACGCUACUUCAUCUUGACAAAGUCGCCAGUACAACAUGCGGUAGGAGUCUGAAUAAGAUCGUUUCGUCUAGAGUGGUCGGAGGGAAAGAAGCAAAAGAAGGAGACUGGCCAUGGCAAGCAGUGUUCGUAAAAAAUCCUCACCGACUGGUAUCACAGAUUCGUCCUCGAAAUAUGUUCGGUGGCGGUUCGGUUAUAAACAGCAAAUGGGUAUUGACUGCUGGUCAUGUGUUUGAUGGACCGUUUGCAAAGUCGCUCGUUACAAACGACUGGAAAGGGUUUCUUGUAAUUUUGGGCAUGACAAAAUAUCCAGAAAGAGUUCAAUCACUCGCUAAAGAAACCGUUUUAUUUGAACCUGAGAUGGUGAUCCGUCAUGAUAAAUACAAACCAUCAACUUAUGAAUAUGAUGUUGCUUUAAUAAAAUUUGGAAAAGCUCUCCAUGAAGUAAGACGGCGUUUAGUGCCUCUUACAACUUUAAUAGAGAUUCCUUUUGAUGGAGACGUACGACCGGUUUGUUUGCCAUGCUACAAUGCUUGCGGUACGACAGAAGAAAAUAAUAAUAAAUUUUCUCCAGAACUUUGUGAUAGAUUUGAAAAAAAUACGGUUAUAGCCGAAAGAUCAAAAAGUUCAACAGCCCAGUCUUUCGUAACUGGAUUCGGAUCAGUUGUUGCUCGUGAUCCUAUGUCGACAAAUUAUCAAUAUCCGAAAUCUCUACAGCAGGCAGAACUUGCAGUUUUUGAUGACGAAAGUUGCGAUGAUGCUGUCAAGAUGAUAAACGAGAUUUAUAAUUCUGUCGGACACAAGGUCGUUGCUACAUAUACGAAACAAAUGUUGUGUGCCGCAGGUGCGAGGAACAUUUCAGAUGCUUGCCAAGGAGACAGUGGUGGCCCGCUCGUUAGAAUGACAAGGUUUUCGAUAGAUGAAGUAUGCUGGACUCAGAUUGGCAUUGUUAGUUGGGGAUUGGGAUGUGCCUCUAACAGCACAAAUGGUACGGUCCUGCCGGGAUAUUACACAAACGUGGCUGUUUUGAUGGGAUGGAUUGCAGAAAAGAUUGGACUUUCUGCUUCAUCGAAACCGACCUCAAUCGCUGCGACUCUUGUACACGAAGAGGAUAUUGAUACUAGGGGUAGAUCAUUGCCAAAAGCAAAUUGUCCAAAACCAUUUAAGAUAGAGAAUGGACAAGUUAGAGAAUUCAACACAGAACGUGCAAUUGGAAGUGUGAUAAAGUAUUCUUGUGACAAUGAUUUUAUGCUGUCUGGUAACAGUACAGUGGUAUGCGGUCCAAAUGCUAAAUGGGGUACAGCUCCAAUAUGUGAAGAAAUUAUGUGUCCACAACCUAUUGUUCCCGAUAAUGGAAAAAUCGUCGGUGAUGUUUUCACAUCUGGAAGUCGAGUGCUUUUCGAAUGCAACGAUGGUUUUAUACUUCACGGAAUUAGCAGCUCGACGUGCGGCAGCAACGGUAAAUGGACAGAAAGUAUUUGGACGUGCAAAGAAAUUAUUUGUCCUGAGCCCGAAGCUCUUGAACAUGGAAAGGUCUUUAAAUCAGAUAACUUCAAAUAUAUGAGUCAAAUAGUUUAUCAAUGCAAUAGUGGAUACAUACUGCGAGGGAAUUCUAUAUCUGUGUGCAAUGAAAAAGGCGAAUGGAAUGGUAGCCGAAUAUGUGAAGCUCAAAAUAUGUCAUGUCCAAAGCCCGGCACCCUUAUAAACGGAAAAAUUGUUGGGAAUCGAUUAGAUACAGGAGGUGUUUUGGUCUUCGGAUGCAAUCCAGGUUACAAUUUAAUUGGGAGGCAUUUUUCUGUAUGUAGCAAUCUCGGCAAGUGGGGACCAUUCCCAGUUUGUAAAGAAAAAGCCUGCGAUGCAAUCGUUACACUAAAGAAUGGCAACGUAAUUGGCAAUAACUACUCGAUAGGAAGUUCUUUAAAAUUUACAUGCAAUGUAGGUUUUGUUCUUGAUGGAAGCGAAGAAGCCACCUGUUUAGAAAGCAGUCAAUGGAAUCGAAUACCUACCUGCGACAGAAGACCAAAUUGCAUUUCACCGGAGGCACCAAAGAAUGGUGGAAUAAGAUCGCCGAAAAAAGUGUACCAAAUUGGAAGAUACGUAAUUUACUAUUGCGAAAGAGGAUUUGAACUGAUUGGCUCAUUUUGGGCGCGUUGUUUAAAUACCCAUGAGUUCUCUUCUCCUCCUCCACAAUGCCGAAGACAACAAACAACAUGUCCUAAACCACCGACACUCACAAAUGGAAUUGUUGAAGACGGUGGAAAAACACAUUUUGCCGUUGGAAGUUCCAUCAGCUUUAGUUGUAAUGAAGGGUAUUUCUUAAGUGGAAACAGUUCAGUCGCCUGUGGAAAAGAAGGAAAAUGGGGGAAUUAUCCUUCUUGUGAGGCUGUAACAGGUUGCGACAGACCAAAGCUAGAAAGAGAGGUAUUCAUUCUGAAACCUCGCGAUUUUUAUCUGACUGGUCAAUAUGUAGAGUUCGGCUGUCCUCCAGGAUAUAUAUUAAAAGGCUCCAAAUAUUCAGGAUGUGAAAGUUCUGGACAAUUUUUACCGCCUUCUCCAGUCUGUAUUAUAGGUCGGACAUCAUGUGUCACGGGUUGUUAUUAUGAAGAGGAGGCUGCAUGCCAGUGCCAUGAGUUGUGCGUAUUUACUGGAGAUUGCUGCAGCGAUCAUUUUCUGUUUUGCCAAUCUCGAAAUUCAAAAAGAUGAGAUUGUAUUUUUAAAAGACAAAAGCGUCCAAAAUUAUAGGACAUCAUAUGUCCUAAUUGGUUUAUUUUUCUCUGCCUUUUAAUUUUCUGCAAAUAAGAAUUUAUUGUAUAAA